Molecule: messenger RNA, 981 nt
Organism: Aspergillus nomiae NRRL 13137
Lineage: Eukaryota; Fungi; Ascomycota; Eurotiomycetes; Eurotiales; Aspergillaceae
Product: serine-rich protein
Exons: 3
Source: RefSeq, a predicted model, not a curated record
AUGCGCUCAACUGGAUCUUCAACUACCUCGUCGCCCGGACGGAGGGCUCUUCAUGAGCGCACUUCUUCUCAAACGAACGAGGUUUCACCGCCACAGUCUCUACGAGCUGUUAGUGACAAGCACAAUGACCAGGAAGACGAAUGCGAUGUUUACACGGCAACUCCGUAUCCGACCAAACCAGAACACAUCCUCUUGCCACGACCGGGGAAAGGCCAAGAGUUCAUCCCGGAUUCUAGGUUCCACAUUGAGGAGAUGCCGAAUGAAUCCAGCGCGACACUGUCAACAGAAAUCAGCCAUAUUCUAGAUAGCAGUUUGAUUGAGCAAUCUACCGGUGAUCCAUGGGACUUAUCCUCAACCUUCGACGCUGCAAACACUCCACCUCAGGUAUGGGAAGAUGAUCCUGCCUCCAGCAAGUCUUCUCUUCCAGAACAUGGCCCCGCAGAGCAUAGAGAAGUCGAUUUCAAAUCGGAUGAUGUUUCGUACUCGGACGAGGAACCAAAUACGCUACCUAGAGCUGCUCCAACAAUCAAGACCGUAAUUUCCGACACGUCAUCCCAACCGCCACACCCUGCAAAUGCUGCAUCAAGCAAUUCUAGUCCCAAUGUAAUACCUAUUGGGCCGUCGUCCAGUCCGAAUUUUGUUGCGCUUGACAGUUCAAGUUUGAAUUUUGUCCCAAUUGGUGCAUCAUCCAACCCAGACAGUGGCUCUCGGUCAAAUUCGCUUUCCUCUAUGAAUUCACUGGGAACUGUGAUCAGUCAAGCUCACGCUCUUACUCCUUUCGUUCAAAUCCGCCCUAUCAAGGACCAUCAGCGCGCUCAAAUUCCACCCGCGCACGUGAACGGAGUCACUCUCGCGAUUGUGGAUAGCGGCGUAUUUCUGCAAUAUCCAACCAUCCAUGCGCCUUCGUCAGAGAGCUCAAGGGUAGACGUUUCGCACUCUGGUGACUCACUGGACCACACCCAGCACGAGACCACGGCGGAC